AUGGAGCAACUGAUUUCUUUGAAAAAGCGGGCGGUGAUCCAACACUCGUGGCAACAGCAAAUGACUUAUCGUCUCAAUCCACUCGCCACAUUGAAUGUUCCCCUUUUGGUCACCCUUGUUAUCAAUGUCGAUCUGCGUAUGCUUGAUGAUCUACAUUGUUCCACCGAAGACUCCAACUAUUACCAAGGCAACGAUGGUGAUGCUGCUGAGGAUUCGACACGUGAUUUACUGCUCGUUGUAGGUUUGGCUUUGGCUAUUGUUUGA
Molecule: messenger RNA, 264 nt
Organism: Lichtheimia ornata
Lineage: Eukaryota; Fungi; Mucoromycota; Mucoromycetes; Mucorales; Lichtheimiaceae
Exons: 1
Coding region: 1-264 (87 amino acids)
Source: RefSeq, a predicted model, not a curated record